UGUCAAACUGGAAGCGGGUAUGCGCUGCUUGACAAGUGCGCGUCUCGAGGAGUACCCGCAUGGUAUCAUUUAUCCGCCGCAACUUUUGUAUGGAACCUUGCCAAAGUGGUUUUGCGUCCGUCAUUAGAACUUAUUAUGUCAAUGUAAACGUACAAGUGCUUCCUGAACGUGUUAACUAUUGGAUCUUACCACUGUAAUCGCUAGUCGCUUCCCAAGGUCUCGUAAGAAAAUGGACGCUGUCAGCAACGGAUCCCUGCAGCCAGAGUUGAAGCGAAAACGUUCCGACGCUGAAGAGCAAAGCGAAGAAUCGCUCAAGUUGAGGACAAAACAUGACAAUGAAUACUUCAAGUGCUACGCCGGACUGGACAUUCACAGAGAGAUGAUCGGUGAUUUUGCGAGGACGUUUACGUAUAGGAAGGCGAUAUUGAACAACUACAACUGCAUCUACCAGCGGUCCGUCUUGGACCUAGGAGCCGGCACAGGCAUCCUUAGUAUGUUCUGCGCUCAAGCGGGAGCCAGAAAAGUCUAUGCCGUUGAGGCCAGUGGUGUGGCCGAGGUAGCGAGAAAGGUUGUGUCGUCAAACAAAGUUGAAGACCAAGUCGUGGUGGUUCAGAGCAAAGUAGAGGAAGCAACUCUGCCUGAGAAAGUUGAUGUUAUUGUCAGUGAAUGGAUGGGUUACAUGCUCCUCUACGAGUCCAUGCUUCAGUCAGUGAUAUUUGCCAGAGACAAGUGGCUGAACAAGGAUGGUGUUCUCCUUCCAGAAAAAGCUCGUAUGUUUAUUGCUCCUCUGACUGACCCGGACGAAGGCUUUGAGAGGAUCGAUUUCUGGAAGAUGGUGAAGGACAACUUUCACGUGGACAUGUCUUGUGUCACUGAGUUCGCAAAGGCCGAGAUGUACAAACACAUUACGGUGAAAACUGUAGAUGCAGAGAAUGUGAUCUCAAGAGGCACUUGCUUUCUCGAGCUGGACCUCUACACUGUCAAGUCUGAAGACCUCCAGUGCAUUAAAGAAAACUUCAUGUGUUGUUGCUAUGGCCAUGGCAGGGUUCACGCCUUUGUCAUUUGGUUUUCGGUGGAAUUUCCUCGGGAUGUGAUUCUUUCCACAUCACCUUAUGACUCCGAGACGCAUUGGCAGCAGACAGUUCUCUACAUAAACCCUGUUGAUGUCAAGCAGGACUCAGAGAUUCGAGGAACUGUCACAAUCAAUCCAAGUGCUGACCACCAUCGAAUGUUGGACGUGGAGCUGGCCUUCACCGUGGAUGGCAGGCAGGCACGAAAGCAACUCUACCGAAUGAGCGAGUGCGGUCCUUGAAUGCUGGAAUUUUAAACUCUCCUGGCCUCCUUUUUUUGCCAGUGCUGUUUCAGCAUGUGUAUUUAUUUUACAUGGCAUGUACAGUGGAAGGCGGCAACCCUUCAAUGUCACAGAAAUAAACCCACAUAUGUUUAACCUUUCAUUUCACCAAAAAUCCAGAAGUUGCAUUGUGUCUAUGUUUGAAUGCCAUUGCACAGAAAGAAAAAGAUCUGUCCCACUGAAAGCUUGCCGCGCUUAUCUCUGCCUAAUUUAUUGAUAUGAGGAGUGCACUAUCAUUUCAGUGUUGUGCUGCAGAGACAAAUGGGAAGGAAAAUUAGAUGGCAACUGAAGGGGGUUAAUACAGUCAAACGUCAAUAUGUAACGAAGCCUCAUAUAAUGAAUUAUCGAAUACUAUAUGAAAUUAAAUAAGAAAUUGACUUCUUAUUGCCUUAUUUCAAUCAAGUGCUUUAUUAUAACAAAGCCAAGAAUGUGUGAUCUGAUGUGCUAUUAAUUACAAUGAAGCAAAUUCUUGUUUUCAAGUGGCACAAAAUAUCAUUCUGUUAGCAAAAAUUGUCGAGUACAGUCGCCAACCAAAUUUACAGAUGCCUGAUUUUUCAGACUUCUCUACGACACUUCUGCCUGCCCCUAGAGCUCAUGUGUAAUUGCAACCAAAGUUUCAGGUGCUGCUAAAUUUUUUUAUGUGACCUGCGUACGCAAUGCAGGAAACAUGGUUGUGAACGGAGUUGCUGUUACGUCAACUUGGCGCCAAGCUGCAACUUUGUUUGCUGGCUGAUUGCUGACUGUAGCUGAAUUUUUGUCUGCUGGCUGAAGCAGCACAGGUUACGCCUAGCACUUUGGGCAGUAUGACAGGGACGAAAAUUUGUUGACAGCCACAGAGUGGCUGGUGACGUGUCGUUGGUGGACGCUUGCUGUCAAUAUGUCACACCAGUAGUCAUCGGUGAUCAAGCAAGAGAUUGCAGCACGCACAGGCUUGACUGACGAAUACACUGAUGGCCGUAAUAGUGGAGGUCGGGUUCAUGUGUUUCGCCCUCCGUGUCUCAAAAAGUUGGUCUGCAAAUGUGCUCAGCAAGACCAACUUCAAACGGCACAUUCUGGAUACCCUAUUUUCCUGACUAUGUAUAUAUGUAGUCCGAAGGGGCCGAUUUGGGUCUAAAAUAAAAAGUUUUUUUAGAUAGUCUGCCUCCAUUGUAUGGUCUGCAGGGAUAAACCAGCAUGCAGUUGAGAAGCAAAGAUGCAUUCUCAUCCAUUAAAAGUCUGGGCGCUUUAUUGCGCUUCAUAUAGUAGCCAUUCCUUAAGCCCAUCAAACACUCAUCGGCGCUGUAAGAACGAAACAAGUCGAGCAGGUGGCAUUCAACAAACACCUCCUCAAUGUAUUCAUCGCCUUCAGAAUCUGACAUCUCUGUUACGGCAGUUUUCAGUCUGGCUUUCUUAAAACCGUUGACAACGACUUCAGAUGGUAUUGCUUGUGCUCAGUCGUGAUGAUUGUGCAGCUGAUUUCGCUGCAUUGUAGUGCGGGAAAUAUUUGUAGGCAGUUUGUGAACGUGGUUUUUUCAAGCAUGCUUCCUACCUUAAAAUAUAGUCAUGUAUUGUCGGCACCUGUAGAUAGUUUGCAUCUCACAAAUUCUCUACUUUUAAACUUGUGUAGCCUGUGAAUAUAGUCCGGAUAGUAAGGUACUUGUGCAUUGCAGCCCACAGCUUGGCUUGGUUGAACUGCAGCCUGCAGUCAAACAGUGCCGAUCUCAUGUGAUCACACUGAUUGUAUAUUAGUGGCAUUACAAAACAUGCACACGUAAUUGUUGUACCUAUUUCGCGUGUUAGCACAGCAGGCAACCAACGGGCCAUCAAAAUUUGCAGGAAACUUUUUGCUGACCCAUCAGUUAGAGGCGUUACACUUGCAUAGAUUUCAUAAUUGUUUUUUUUUUUUGCCUAUGUCGGUAAGUUUAUAAUAAAUAUUGGAUAUAAUCAAGUAUUUUCGUGUCAGAUGCGAGUUUGUUAUGAUGUUGAAUUGUGGUGAGGUACCUCACGUACAUAAACCGCUAUUGGGUAGAUAGAGAGGGAAGGUUUACCAUUAUUUGAUCUAUUCACAGCUUCCUCACUGCUGCCAGAGACAAGCAGAUAGCGAUAGCAUGCAGGUUUUCAGAGCUGUCCACAAAAGCAUGGCACAUUGGUGUGUACACUUUGUAUUAAAACAGUGAUGUCUGAGCAAAAUGUUUACUAUAGAGUUUCAAUAUAAAGGCAGAGUCAUUUCAAACUGCUACAUCAGCGAACAAGAUAGUCCACAAUUUGAUCUACACUGCAUUCGGAGAGGCUGCAUUGGAGCAGACCUUCGAUUUUGGCAUGCAAUGCCAGUUGGGCAAGAGGUUCAACGAAAGACUGCUGCAUUCGUCGGGGGCGCAUUGGUACCUAAAGCAAUGGAGCGAAUUGUAAACUUGGCUUGUGGCAACAGUUAAAUGUAAAGUUCACAACAAGUCUGCCGCACAUUUCAGGGUGUGUUGGCAGCUGGAGCGAAAACUGUGCAGUUUUGAGCCCUGUAUUUGUGCUGUGAGCACGUGUCUCUGGCUAGGAGUAAGUAUGCUAGUGUCUAUUACAACGGGAGGGACCAUAGCGCCUGGCUCUUCACUGCAUCAAGGUUUUCUGUUAUGGAGAUCAAAAGAAUUCAGUAGAAGCCUUGCCUUAUUUUAGUGUAAGCCAAGUAUCAUUAAAACUAAUCCCGGCCACGGCGGCUGCAUUUCGAUAGGGGCGAAAUGCGAAAACACCCAUGUACUUAGAUUUAGGUGCACGUUAAAAAACCCCAGGUGGGUGAAAUUUCCGGAGUCCUCCACUACGGCGUGCCUCAUAAUCAGAAACUGGUUUUGGCACGUAAAACCCCAUAAUUUAAUUUUUUUUAUUAACUAAAACUAGUUUUUAUGAUGGGCAGGUUUUACUGUAUUAGUGUUUGAGAAGAUGCAUACAUUGUGCCAUCUUGUAGUCUAUGGAGUAAAAUGUGUUUUCCUCUUGCAUACGCGUGUUGAAGGAAUGGCUCUGUAGAGACUUGAUGGAUGAAGUUUGGAUGAAACUCGAGCAGAAUCGAGAUGACAGCUUCUCACAUUCUUGCUGCUGCCUUCGUAGACGUGGAUGGCCAAGUUCAAAUGCAUUUGUACACCCUAGGAGGUGAUGUUCAGAACAUAUGAUCAUACCCCAUUUUUGUUUUUUUCAUGGGCAUGUGUUUCCUACUUGUUUCAGCUUUACUGUAUUGAAUUUGUGUUUGCUUUCAAAUCUUGAUUUAGCAUGGUUAUAAUAAAUCAUUAUAAAAUGUUUUUUUUUUUGUUUUUUGCCAUAUCAGCACGUAAUUAACAUUGGAUAUAACAAGGGUAUACUUGUGUCAGAUGUGACUUCGUUCUAUUGAGGUUUGACUUUAUUGGACUGCAUUUUAGUGGGACACCUUGUACAUAAUUGAAAGAUUGGUGCAUGAGUGUAGUUUAUUAUUGCAGAAGAUUAAGUUGAACUAGGGCAUCUUUGACAGGCCUGCCUGGUUCGAGCCUUGCUUUUUUCCUGUGCUUGCAUUGGACAACUUUUACAUAUUUUGAUACAGCUGUAGCUUGAGUUCAGAAUGUCAGUGUUACCCUCUUAACAAUUUUAUGUUGGAGUUGUAUAAAGUUAAACCUAUCCUCAUCAUGUGAGUGAAGCAGCAUCGAGAGAUACAAAUUAUGGUGUGUUUUGAUAGCAUUGUGCCAUAUAAUGGGUAAGAACAUGCGCUUUUGCUACUGCUGCUGUUGCCGUUUACUGAUGGCAUUGCUACCUCCGGUAUGUGACAUGUCAUAAGCACAGUGAUCUUUUAAACCUUUUUCGUACCUUACUUGAUUAUGCAGGGUUCAGCCUGCAAACUUGCAUGGCCAGAGUUUUUUUUUACUUCAUAGAGCAUAUAGCGGCUUUUAUCAUUCAUGUACACUAAUGCUUUGUUACAAUAAAACAAAACAGCUAUUCAAAUGACCAGCCUUUCUUUAUGUUUUUAAUAACUCUGUGACCACUUGCAGUUUUGUGCGCUGUAGUUGGCAUCCCAAUAUGCCCCCCCCCCCCCCCCUCAAAAAAAAAGAAUGGCCGAGGUCAGGAUUUUAGCAUAACCAGCCAGAAAGGUCUGAGAAGUUUCUUGCAGAUGCUCUCACCCCUAACACUUUAAUAUGCACGCCUUUUGCUUAGCCUAGAUCUUUAGCACAUUGUUAAAGACAGGUUGAUGGAUAUUUUCUUUAGUGCAGGAAUUGUGUAGCAUCUUAUUAUAUAUGUAGUAUCUUCUGUUUGGCAUGAGGCUGCUCAAUGCCAGGCAUCUGCUCAAAUUUGUGAAGAACCUGCCAUGGUGGUGUUGUAGCUUCGGUGUUGCGCUCCUAAGCCCGAGGACGCGGGAUAGAAUCUUGGCCACGGCGCCGGCAUUUCAAUGGGGGCGAAAAGCAAAUACCGCAUUGGUUGAAGAACCUCGCGUGGUCAAAAUUAGUCUGGAGUUCCCCACUACAGCAAGCUUCAUAAUCAUAUCACGAUUUUGGCGCAUAAAAUACCAGAAUUUUUUUAUUUGUGAAGUAGCGAAAUGUACAAUCUUGGAAAAGGUAGGAGAAAUUGGUCUGCAAUGUGCAGUUUAAUUGGGUAAGUUAAGGCUGACGUAUUUGUAUUGUGGAAUAUGAACAGAUACUGAAUAAACACGAUUUUGUCGGCUACA
Dermacentor andersoni is the source of this 5996-nucleotide messenger RNA. RefSeq names its product protein arginine N-methyltransferase 6-like. The record is from RefSeq and is a predicted model, not a curated record. Gene Ontology annotation, molecular function: protein-arginine N-methyltransferase activity; histone methyltransferase activity. Gene Ontology annotation, biological process: chromatin remodeling; peptidyl-arginine methylation, to asymmetrical-dimethyl arginine. NCBI's taxonomy places the organism in Eukaryota, Metazoa, Arthropoda, Arachnida, Ixodida, Ixodidae.